Messenger RNA from Cololabis saira (Pacific saury), 9169 nucleotides. RefSeq names its product disco-interacting protein 2 homolog Ba (gene dip2ba). The coding region runs from base 174 to 4913 and encodes 1579 amino acids. The record is from RefSeq and is a predicted model, not a curated record. Lineage: Eukaryota; Metazoa; Chordata; Actinopteri; Beloniformes; Belonidae. The transcript has 38 exons.
CCUCCGUUAUGGCGGAAGGGCCAGUCGUGCGAAUGGACCGUCUCUCCCACUCGGAUGCUUGUUUUGUGUCUUGAGGGGAGGGGGGUUUUAUUUUAGUUUUUUUUCACCGUUUCCUCGCAGCAGCAGGCCGGUUUCUCCGCAGCCGCAGCGAGCCCGCGUGUGUCGGCUGAGCCAUGGCGGACCGCGGCGUGGAUCUGUCCGCCCUGCCGAAGGAGGUUAGGGACCAGUUGGCGGAGCUGGACCUGGAGCUGUCUGAAGGUGACAUCACACAGAAGGGCUAUGAGAAGAAGAGAGCAAAGCUUCUGUCCUCCUACAUUCACCAUUUGCCAAAUGUGGAUCUUUCUCUGCCAGAUGUGCAGCUCUCCCCAAGCCACAGUGCCGACCCCAGUCCGAGUCCUGAAGCCCCGGGCCCCUCCACCUCUUCGGCCUCUAGACACCACCGUGCCCACCGUAGUGGCGGGGCUAGGGAUGACCGCUAUCGAUCAGAUAUCCACACAGAAGCUGUGCAGGCAGCUCUAGCUAAACACAAAGAAGAGAAGAUGGCACUGCCCAUGCCAACAAAGAGACGCUCAGCUUUUGUCCAGUCUCCCAUAGAAAACUGCACGCCUCCAGACACAUCCUCUGCAUCAGAGGAUGAAGGCUCACUGCGGAGAAAAGCAGCUCUAAGUGCAAUGCUUGCCCAGACCCUCCAGAGCCCUGAUUACUGGAUUAGUCGCUCCGUCCAAAGUUCUUCCACGUCCUCAUCAGCAUCGUCCACCCUCUCCCAUGGAGAGCCCAAGACCCAACCACAGCCCCAGCUCCAGCCUGCUGCUUCUGUGUUAGCCGACGUGCUGGCUCACACGCGCAUAGAAAACAGCAUCCCCCCAGAUGUGACAUCUUCCACUCCACAGGAGAGAGGAUCCAGAGUGGACCUUCCUCCAGCCGUCAGAGGGAUGAGCCGAGGACAGAGUCGUUCCAGCAUGCUGGAUACUGCUGACGGCGUGCCUGUCAGCAGCAGGGUGUCCACGAAGAUCCAGCAGCUGUUGAACACACUCAAGAGGCCUAAAAGACCACCGCUCAGCGAAUUCUUUCUCGAUGACUCUGAGGAAAUCGUAGAAGUUCCGCGGCCAGACCCCAACACCCCAAAACCUGAGGGACGGCAGAUCAUCCCGGUGAAGGGGGAGCCGCUUGGAGUGGUCAGUAACUGGCCUCCUGCUCUGCAGGCUGCUCUGGCCCGCUGGGGGGCCACCCAGGCCAAGAGCCCUGCCCUCACGGUCCUGGACAUCACUGGCAAACCCCUCUACACUCUCACAUACGGCAAACUGUGGAGUCGCAGUUUGAAGCUGGCCUAUACGCUGUUGAACAAAUUGGGCACUAAAACUGAGCCAGUUCUGCAACCUGGAGAUCGGGUGGCAUUGGUGUAUCCAAACAGUGACCCUGGCAUGUUCUGGGUGGCGUUCUAUGGAUGUCUCUUAGCUGAAGUCAUUCCUGUGCCCAUUGAGGUGCCGCUGUCACGGCAGGAUGCAGGCAGCCAGCAGAUUGGCUUCCUGUUGGGCAGCUGUGGUGUGAGUUUGGCGCUGACCAGCGAGGUGUGCCUUAAAGGUCUGCCAAAAACGCCAAACGGAGAGAUCGUCCAGUUUAAAGGAUGGCCAAGGAUGAAAUGGGUGGUGACUGACACCAAAUACCUGACUAAACCAUCCAAAGACUGGCAGCCUCACAUCCCGACUGCCAACACAGACACCGCCUACAUAGAGUACAAAACGAGUAAGGAGGGAACAGUGAUGGGAGUUGCUGUGUCCAAGAUCUCCAUGCUGACCCACUGUCAAGCCCUGACUCAAGCCUGUAACUAUUGUGAAGGGGAGACGCUGGUUAAUGUAUUGGACUGCAAGAGGGACAUGGGUUUGUGGCAUGGUGUCUUAACGAGUGUCAUGAACAGAAUCCACACCAUCACUGUGCCGUAUGCUGUCAUGAAAGCCUGUCCCAUGUCGUGGGUGCAGAGAGUUCAUUUUCACAAAGCACGUGUGGCCUUGGUUAAGUGCCGUGACCUCCACUGGGCCAUGAUGGCCCACAAGGAUCAGAAGGACACCAGCCUGUCCUCGAUACGUAUGCUUAUCGUGGCUGAUGGAGCCAACCCCUGGUCUGUAUCGUCAUGUGAUGCCUUCCUGAAUGUGUUCCAGUCUCACGGUCUGAAGCCGGAGGUCAUUUGUCCGUGUGCCACCUCUCCUGAAGCUCUGACUGUUGCCAUACGCAGGCCGGGUGCACGGGGGGCUCCACUACCAGCCAGGGCCAUCCUGUCCAUGGGCGGGCUGAGCCACGGGGUGAUUCGGGUCAACACCGAAGACAAGAACUCUGCUCUCACUGUUCAGGAUGUGGGCCACAUUAUGCCUGGAGCUCUGAUGUGCAUCGUCAAGCCAGACGGGCCUCCGCAGCUGUGCAAGACAGAUGAGAUUGGAGAGAUUGUGAUCAACUCUCGGGCCGGAGGCACCAUGUACUACGGCCUUCCUGGUGUCACCAAGAACACGUUUGAGGUGAUUCCUGUCAACCAGGCUGGAACACCCAUUGGAGAAAUUCCCUUCUCUCGGACUGGUUUGCUUGGAUUUGUGGGACCGGGAAGUCUUGUGUUUGUUGUGGGGAAGAUCGAGGGGCUCCUGAUGGUGAGCGGGCGACGCCAUAAUGCUGACGACCUGGUGGCCACGGCGCUAGCAGUGGAGCCUGUCAAAACCGUUUACAGGGGGAGGAUCGCUGUGUUCUCAGUGACCGUGUUUUAUGACGAGAGGAUAGUGAUAGUGGCAGAGCAGAGGCCUGAUGCCAGCGAAGAAGACAGCUUCCAGUGGAUGAGUCGAGUCCUACAGGCCAUCGACAGUAUCCAUCAGGUGGGCCUUUACUGCCUUGCUCUUGUCCCAGCCAACACUCUCCCAAAGACGCCGCUGGGAGGAAUCCAUAUCUAUGAAACCAAGCAGAGCUUUUUGGAUGGAAAUCUGCACCCCUGCAAUAUCCUCCUGUGCCCACACACUUGUGUCACAAACAUGCCCAAGCCCCGUCAGAAGCUUCCAGUGGACGUUGGUCCAGCUUCUAUGCUGGUCGGGAACUUGGUGGCAGGAAAGCGGAUCGCUCAGGCCAUGGGCAGAGAGCUGGCUGUGGUGGAGGACCAGGAUCUCAUUCGAAAGCACCAGUUUUUGUCUGAAGCUCUGCAAUGGAGAGCCCAAACUGACCCCGACCAUGUUUUGUAUGUGCUGCUCAAUGCUAAGGGGGUAGCAGUAUGCACAGCCACAUGUGCACAGCUGCACAAGAGAGCAGAGAAAAUAACUGCUACCCUGAUGGAAAGAGGAGGCCUCAACACAGGAGACAAUGUGGUGCUGCUUUAUCCCCCAGGUAUUGACCUGAUAGCUGCCUUCUAUGGGUGCCUCUACGCAGGGGUCAUCCCUGUGACGGUGAGGCCGCCCCACCCGCAGAAUCUGGCUGCUACUCUCCCUACUGUCCGAAUGAUCAUUGAUGUGAGCAAAGCAGCCUGCAUUCUCACGACUCAACCACUCAUGAGGAUCCUCAGGUCCAGGGAGGCUGCUGCCAGCGUCAAUGUCAAGACCUGGCCAACGAUCAUCGAUACAGAUGACCUCCCCAGGAAACGGCCUCCACACAUCUAUAAACCACCUACAGCAGAAAUGCUGGCUUAUCUGGACUUCAGUGUGUCCACAACAGGCAUGUUGACUGGAGUCAAGAUGUCUCAUGCUGCUGUCAGCAAUCUUUGCCGGUCGAUUAAGCUGCAGUGCGAGUUAUACUCCUCACGCCAAAUAGCCAUCUGCUUGGAUCCGUACUGUGGCCUGGGCUUCGUUUUGUGGUGCCUCUCCAGUGUUUACUCAGGUCACCAGUCCAUCCUUAUUCCUCCCCUUGAGCUGGAGAGUUCGCUGCCUCUGUGGUUGAGCACGCUCAGUCAAUACAAGAUCAGAGACACUUUCUGCUCCUAUUCUGUCAUGGAGCUCUGCACCAAAGGCCUGGGCACCCAGACAGAGAUGCUGAAGGCUCGGGGUGUGAAUCUGUCAUGCGUACGCAGCUGUGUGGUGAUAGCGGAGGAGAGGCCUCGCCUCGCUCUCACGCAGUCCUUCUCCAAGCUCUUCAAAGACCUUGGCCUGUCGUUGCGAGCUGUCAGCACUGCCUUUGGCUCCAGGGUCAACCUGGCCAUCUGCCUGCAGGGCACCGCUGGACCAGACCCGUCCACUGUUUAUGUGGACAUGAAGUCCUUGCGUCAUGACAGGGUGAGGCUAGUGGAAAGAGGAGCGCCACAAAGUCUUCCACUCAUGGAGUCGGGCACAAUUCUGCCAGGAGUCAGGGUCAUCAUAGUCAAUCCAGAGACCAAAGGUCCACUGGGAGACUCGCAUCUUGGAGAGAUCUGGGUGAGCUCCCCUCACAGCGCCAGUGGCUACUACACCAUCUAUGGUGAAGAGAGCCUGCAGGCCGAUCACUUCAACACCAAGCUCAGCUUUGGAGACCCCCAAACUCUGUGGGCCCGGACAGGCUACCUGGGCUUCAUUAAGAGGACCGAGCUGCUGGAUGCAAGUGGAGAUCGCCAUGAUGCCUUGUUUGUGGUGGGGUCUCUGGAUGAAACGUUGGAGUUGAGGGGUUUGCGUUAUCACCCCAUCGACAUCGAGACGUCUGUGUCCCGAGCCCAUCGCAGCAUUGCAGAGAGCGCCGUGUUCACGUGGACCAACCUGCUGGUGGUGGUGGCGGAGCUCAGCGGCUCGGAGCAGGAGGCCUUGGACCUGGUGCCGCUCGUCACCAACGUGGUCCUGGAGGAGCACCACCUCAUCGUGGGGGUGGUGGUCAUCGUGGACCCUGGGGUGAUCCCCAUCAACUCCAGGGGGGAGAAGCAGAGGAUGCACCUGCGAGACUCCUUCCUGGCCGACCAACUAGACCCCAUCUACGUGGCCUACAACAUGUGAACAACUUUCAAAUCAAACUGAUGCAGAAAACUGAGCCAGGCUCUGAGAAAACACAUGAGGGACAAGGACUUGGGGUGUUAAUAGUAGCAACCCAAAUGUUAAGCCUCAGACACUCAUUCAAAAGACCAAACGGUGUGGGAAGGUGAGGACAGUGCAAGUACUGUAACGACGAAUGCUUCCCUCUCGGAAACCGUUCCUUCUUUGCUUCCAUCUGCUCAAUCGCUGCACUCCACAACCACUGAGAUUUACAAGAACGGAAAUGCCAUUUCCUCUCCUCUGGAGAGCAAACACAUUUGUCAUCUGGAAGAAAUCUGAUCUUCUGUAUCCCACGUCUGCUUCAGCGAUCCAGUUCAAGUUUUUAAGACAUUUUUAAUUGCAUACUUUCCUCAAAGAAAGAAGUCUCCUCUCUUUUUUUAUUCUUUCUUUAUCUGACAUCUUCGUGCGCUUGUGUUUUUGUAUUCCCUCUACUUGCGAAGGCAGGAUGGAUGGAGUUUAUUUCCUCCCUUGCACUUUUACCCCCGUCUGCUGCUUUUACACGAGCAAAUCCACAUCAGUAUUAAAAAAGUGCCACCAGCGAGUCCAGUCCAUCACAGCACUCCUGACUUACUAUCUUCCCACCAGGUGCACAGCGGCUCUCACCUCCAGUUGCAUACUGUAAUUGCCAGAAGACUUAACAUCUCCAUCCACACAUUGCAGAAUACCCCAAAAAAAAUACACUUGAACCCCCUUUGGUGCAGUCUGAAAAACAAAGAGAAGCCUCAUACACAUGUAAACUGGAUAAUAAAGGUAAACAGAUUCCUCAUUUUCGCCGCAAGUAAGACUUGCUGAGCUAGAUAGAUCAUAUGAUUGUGAUAGUACUUUUUUUUUAGAAGAAUCAGUUUUCAGAAAAGGAUUUGCAGCUGUAACCUGGCGUUUAGGUUUGCAUGCUUAAUGGGAGUGAGGUUGAUGUCUCCUUGCAAGCUACUUAAAGGAAAAGAAAGCUCCAGCAAGCAGAGGAGUCUGGCAGCAGUGUGAUUGGUUGGGUCUGAAUAUUCCUGUAGAGCUUAGACCCAAUUUCUGACUCUCAGGCAUCAUAGAUGAGAAAUAAAUAUGCCUUUUUGUUCACAUUUAGUGUCAUUAUGAAUGUGCUUCUUGAUUUCUUGAAGAUAUUUUUUAACCAUUUGGGUGAACUUUAACAUGCUGUUUACACAUGGAUAUUAACAUUCAGCUGCCUUGUGAUCCGAUUAAAAAUGGGCUCUUUUAAAUACUCACCUGGAUUAUAGUGAGCGCAUGCAUUAUAUGAACAUAUAUAUGGACAUAAACGCAGCUGGACUUCAGCAAGUCUGCUGAUGGGUUGCAUAUGUUAAUCUAAUAUGUAACUGUGAAUUUAACUUACUAAUAUCAUUUCCGUUGGCUCUGUAGAGUAAAAACACCUCACACACUGGUCCACCAGACAGAGGAAGGAUACCAGUGGAAACCCGGUCCCUCAACAGGACGUUAGUCCAUCGGUUUGAACCAGAGUAGGUUUGCUUUCACACUGCUGAAAGUGCGUGGCCAUAUUUGCUCCGGCCCACCUCCAAUUACAUCCAAAGAUCCAGUCGGAUCUCAGUGGGUCCGUUGCAUCCAGUGUGCAUUCACACCUGGACUUAAAUCCGGCCAAUUGUGAUCGGAUCAUUGAAGAUGCAUGUUAAUGGCAAGUGUCAAGAUGACCAAAGAAAAACCUCUUCAGCUCCACCUUAAAUGGUGUGCAUGUAUACCUGGACUCUUAAACAGAAAUAGUAUGCUAUUUUAUGUUAAGAUACAACAUUUUGGAAUGAAGCAGUUGUAAAAACCAGUUUAGAUUGAUAUUAGAAAAACUUCUGUCUCAGUCAUCCCAGAUCGGCUUGGUGUCGGAGUGUUUGGGCUCUGUUUGGCAAAAACGAGAAUUCCCAGCAGGAUAUAACGUUGUAUGUAGAUUAUAAGUGGUAGCACUUCAUCCUUUAGUUUGUUUUCAUAUGGUUCAUUGUAAAGUUUAGUUAUCUUGGGAAAGAUAACAGAAAGAUAGAUAUAUUUCUCAACUCUGUGGAAAACAGUCUAAAAGCAUGUAUUGUUUUUCAUCCAAAUGGUUAAGAGUAUUUAAUAGUUCUCAAGAUAUUUUCAAAUCAGCGGUUUGUGUCUGUGUCCUUGAAAAACUCUGGAUUUUCAAAAGAUGACUGGGUUAAUAUUCUGCAAAUACGAUUUGAUCGGACCUCAGUGGUUACUUAUGAGAGGCACAAGUUGAUGUUGGCACAGCUGACAGAUUUAAUGCUGAUAGUUUAUUCCUGACUUUGGAAAUGGCAUUUAAAGAAAGAAAAAACAUUUUUGCUAAAAAGUGGAAACCUGUGAAUAUCCCGCAACGCAAAAGCAAGUGGACUUUCGAGUUAAUUUGUUUGGUGCAUGUGGGCUUUGCUGUUUCUUGGUUUGGACUGAGAUUCUGAAAUGAGGCGCUAGCUUUCCGUUUGUGUGUCGUUUUUAUAACCUGACAUUGAACAACUUUUUUUUUUUUAAUGUCACAGUUUGAUUAGAUAACUGUAGAUCAUCUGAAGGCAGGUCGGUGCCUUUCACCUUAGAGACAUUUAUAGUUAAGAACUAUUGAAUUAAAAGUAAACAUACGAGUGAGGAGAGAACUUUGCCUUAUUACCUGUGGAACUUCUUGACUUUUAUUGUGUUUUCAAAGAACAGCUCCACUAAGCCUGUGUGAGAAAUAAGACAGUUUAUAGCUCAAAAUAUACUCACAUCUUAUAGUUUUUAGAAAAGGGGGUGUCUUCUAUUUUUUAAGUUCAUUGUCAUCUAGUUUUGAUUUGAACAUUAUCAAUAUUGAAGCCGAUUCUUUCCGGAUGUCUGUAACACUGAAAACGAGAUGAUAAAUUUGGAACAACAUGUUAGAAACAUGUGAAUUACAAAUAAAAAAAAAUACACUUUAAGAGAGAAAGUAAAAUAACAAGCGUAAAAAUGUCUGUAUACUGUAUUUUACAGGUCAAAUACUGUAUCGCUGGUGUUACUGUGUAAAUGGAGAUGGACUCUAAAGGAAAAGAAAAAACUAAAAACUUGACUGAUCUUUCAUACUUGACAGCAUUUUUUGUUAAUUUCAUUGCAUUUCUUUGCAAAAGACGUGGAACAGUUUUAUUUUGGCAGAAACAAUGUGCACUUUCUCAAAAUCAUCCUGUGUGUGUGUGUGUACAUGUGUGUGUGUGAGUGAGUCCAUAAGGGAGUAUAUGCAAGCGUGUAUGUGUUCAGUUAAACAGUGAAAUUUGGCUUUUAUGGUGCAGCAAGGUUUGUCUUUUGUAAGAAAUUAAUCCCAGAAUAUUGAACUUUUUUUUCUUAAGUAAUACCUUUUUUUUUUUUUCUUUUUUUUUGGGUAUGUCGCUUCCACUGUAUUUUUGGGAUUUAAUAUAUUUUAUAGGGGUUUCAUCAAUAUUUUCUGAUGUGAUUUGCAUUUGAGACUGCACGACUGCUGGUUUGAUUUAGAAGCAGCUUGACACGGUGCAACACACGGAUAGUUCGCCUCACAGCCAGUGACAGACGCUUAGGAAAUGUAUGUGAGCCAGUAAGUAAAAAACAAAACAAAAAAACCCAACUCAUUAGUAACUGUGUGAUAACUGCUUUGUCACUUCUGUUUCACUCUGGCAAGUUUUAUUACAUUUUUUUAAAUUUUUAAUUCAUUUCGGCCUUCAAGCCUUUUCAAUAGACACUGGUGCUAUUCAAUGAGGGGCCGCUGACAAAUUCUUGUCCUUCACUGGGCAUUACAAAAAGAUUUUUCUUGUUGGAUGCCCUUUUUUUUUUUUUUAAUUAAAUCAUCUAAUCAAAAUUAGUUUAUCAUUACACUUUCUACCAGCUCUGAGAUCUAUUUAAAAAGUCUCAGUGGGCAACUCGACACAGAUGAUGCAACCUGACAUGUUCUUUUUCACCAUCUGAUUUAUUUAUUUGUCUUUCUUUUGUGCUGUGAGAGACAUUUCAAACCUCUAAAGUUAUUCUAAGCACAAAAUAUAACUGUACAUGUGAGGUAAUGAAAUUACGAUCUUUCACACACACAUAAAUACAAAUAAAUAAACAAUAAAAGGAAAAAAAAAAAAAACUCAAGGGCCCACACUGUUUACCUCAACAACUGUCUGUUCACUAUGCAUUGUUGAGCUGCAGCAAAGUCAUUCUGGACUAGCCAAUGGUGCGAUAACUUUUAACAUGUCUUACUUGACAAAAAUACUGUCACACUGUCAUGUCAAAUGUGUUUCAUGUCAAAUAAAUAAAAAUGCUUUGUCAAA